This is a messenger RNA of Chlamydomonas reinhardtii, 2014 nucleotides long. RefSeq lists its product as uncharacterized. Gene Ontology annotation, molecular function: acireductone dioxygenase [iron(II)-requiring] activity. The transcript has 7 exons. Bases 75 to 692 code for a protein of 205 amino acids. The record is from RefSeq and is a predicted model, not a curated record. NCBI's taxonomy places the organism in Eukaryota, Viridiplantae, Chlorophyta, Chlorophyceae, Chlamydomonadales, Chlamydomonadaceae.
CUUGAUACAUACGUUGCGGCCUGUGUCCACGCUUUCGCCUAACGUCUUUACUUCUAGUUCUAGGUCACCACACGAUGGCCACUGCGGAGUUCACUGCCGAGGAGCUGGCUCUUGCCCAGCCGGAGAAGCCGGACGACGCGACGAUCGAGGCCUGGUACAUGGACGACAGCGACGAGGACCAGCGGCUGCCGCACAAGCUGAGCCCCAACCAGCCCUGCCCGCUGUCUGCCCUGCGCGAUCUGGGUGUGCUGUACUGGAAGCUGGAUGCUGACAAGCACGAGACAGACCCGCGCCUGGCGGCCAUCCGCAAGGUUUACAACUACAGCUACACGGAGAUCGUGAACAUCAGCAAGGACACGCUGCCGGACUACGAGGCCAAGAUCAAGUCCUUCUACCUGGAGCACAUCCACUCGGACGACGAAAUCCGGUACAUCCUGGACGGCUCGGGCUACUUCGACGUGCGGGACCACUCGGACCGCUGGAUCCGCAUCGCCACCCGCAAGGGCGACCUGCUAGUGCUGCCCGAGGGCAUCUACCACCGCUUCACACUGGACACGGACAACUACACCAAGGCCAUGCGUCUGUUCGUGGGCGCCCCCGUGUGGACGCCGCACAACCGUCCCCAGGAGGAGCACCCCAGCCGCGCCAAGUACCUGGACAAGUUCCCCGCGCCCAUCAAGGCCAGCGCCUAGACGCCUAAGAGCCUAAGAGCCCCCGGUGAUGGCAGCGGCGGCAGCGGUGGCGUGGGUUUAGGGUCCAGGUGACUGUCUGUUGUGGUGCGGUGAUGCGAUGUGGCUAUGGUGUGAGCUAAAUGGAAUGGUGGGCUGAAGGGUUUCGGCAGUGGCAAAGCCCGCGGCGUGAAUUGAGGCGUGGAAGGCGGUGGGGAGCGGUGUGACGGGGGGGACCAGCGGAUGUGGGUGGUGGAGCUUGGGGUGGGCAGUAAGCGCAGCUUGCGUGGGCGUCUCAUCGUGGCCGCAGAGGGGUGCAGCGGUGCUAUGUGCGGCUGACUAACCCAACUGCACAGCAAAUCGAAGUAAACUGGUGGACAGCUUAUUGCAAUGGAGAUGCACAAAACUAGCGAGCAAGGGAGCGUUCGCAAAUGUUCCGUGUGUUGACGUGCGCGUGGCGAUGACAUACGAAAGGCGGCGAUCUUGGCGGCGAUUACAGUGGACAAGCGAGUGGCAAAGCUGAGGGGUAUGCAUGUGUGUCACGGACUCAUGGUCAUGCUCACAAUAAAUCUUCACUUCAAGGCAACCACAUGAUUACCCGUGUCUCAGCUGGCACUGCACUGCACGGCGGCAGUUGGUGUGCGCGAUGUGCGAUAUGGCUUCAUCUCCCGCUUCAGUAACCCCGAGUUCCCGCAGGUAAGGUAUCGGCACAUGCAAUGCAACUACUGAUGUCAACAAACUGCCUCAGCCGUCGAACGCCGCGGUGCAAGUGGUGCUGUCGGGCGGGACGUCUACGCUGUCGCAAUCAGAGUCGCAUUUCAGGGGGUUGCGUCUGGGGCCAGCUGUGUCUCCGCCGGUGUCACCUGGUGCUUAGAUCUCCGAGUCCGAAAUUGCGGGAUUGCUUGCAAGGUUGCGCCCCAGUCCCCUGGUUGCUUGAUUGCGGGUCCUGGGGCUGGACGGCCCGCGCCACGCGAAUGCACAGCUUGCUUAUCGGCGGUGUCCCUGAGGUGCUGAUUGGAAUGCGGAUGUUACAGAGGGGACAGCUGAUGGGAAGCUGAGCGUGGUGGAAUGGCCCUGUGCUCAUGCGAUUGAGGUGAAGCGUUGCACUAUGAUCAUACGGUCGAGGAACAAAUGUGGUAGCAUGUGUGCCGGUAAGCAAGCAGGGGCGUGGUUCGAGUGGUAGAAGCCAUAGCUUUCAAUCACCGCUGCCACGGCCCCAGAUAUCAGCGCACGGCCCGUCUCGCUCGAGACGACGGCGCAGGCGGAGCAAGAUGGAGGAGUUUGGACAGGUCCAUGUGGUGAGGAAAGGGUGAGUGGGCGGUGAAGCGUUAUGGAUUCGAUACCCA